AUGCGUAUACCCAAUAAAGCCAUUUCACGGGAACGUCACCCUUCUCCCACAACUGAAGAUUUAAUUGAAAAACUAAAUGGUGCUGCAUAUUUCUCAAAACUUGAUCUAAGUUCUGGGUACCAUCAACUAGCGUUAGAUGAAGCUUCGCGUGACAUAACUACAUUUGCAACUCAUGAAGGUCUCAAAAGAUAUAAACGUUUGAACUUUGGUACAAAUAGUGCUGCUGAGAUCUUCCAAAAUGUUAUUCAGACCACAUUCCAAGAUAUUGACGGUUGUAUAAACAUAAGCGACGACAUACUAGUUUUUGCCAGAACACAACAUGAACAUGACAUGACAUUAGAAUCUGUUCUACAGCGUGCUAAUGAAAAGAAUUUAAGCUUCAACGGUGAACAACGGGAAUUUGAUAAACCAAGCAUCACGUUUUAUGGUCAUGUUUUCUCGAAGCAUGGUAUAUCCCCAUGUCCUAAAAAGAUCGAAGCGAUCAAGUCUCUAAAACCUCCAGCGAAUGUUUCUGAACUUCGUAGCUAUUUAGGAAUGGUAACAUAUUGCGGCAAAUUUAUCCAAGAUCUUGCAACACUGACUGCCCCAUUACGUAAACUUAUAAAAAAGACAUAA
Paramuricea clavata is the source of this 615-nucleotide messenger RNA. Lineage: Eukaryota; Metazoa; Cnidaria; Anthozoa; Malacalcyonacea; Plexauridae. The record is from the annotation of a GenBank genome assembly.